Molecule: messenger RNA, 5005 nt
Organism: Porites lobata
Lineage: Eukaryota; Metazoa; Cnidaria; Anthozoa; Scleractinia; Poritidae
Source: the annotation of a GenBank genome assembly
GGUUUGGAGAAAGGACCCAAGCUGUCAGCUGCCUUGGUUCCUGUGCUGCACAAAUUUGCCGUUACACAAAAACUAAGCCCUGUCAAGGUAACCAAUGUUCUUUAUUGUUCAUUCACAUUUGUAAAAAUAUGGCCAAGCAUGUGUUUAACAAGUUUACGGUCAUGUCGCCCGAAAGUCAUUUCGCCUGAAGUAAUGUCGCAUGUUGGUUACUCCAAGGUCACAUGUCAUCUAACAACAAAACUGUUUCCCGCCAAAUGCCUCUGAGGGGGCAACAAUGGCUUGCAAAAUCUUUCCUAUUGGUUGUGUGUAAGACGCGUUGUUUAAUUUUGUCAUUUUCCCCCGUAUUAAUGGCCUUUUAGGUCUUCGAUAAACGUCUUAGUCUAUUUCUUCUUCUUUGGACAUGGUAAAUCUUAGGGUCUCUUGACAUGAACCCGGUUGGCUGGGUUUCCGAGAUCUUCUCGGUUUUUCCAACCGAGAUCUCGGUAAGCAGGCCGGAAAUUUUGCCAUGAGAACACUUCAGCCCGUUUACCGGGGUGAAAGCAGGAUAAAUUCUGGCAGUCCGGAUGGCAUCGUCUUGCAUUGACUGCUGUAUUUUCCACAUCAUAGGCAUCCGACUUAACAGCAGUUAUACAGCUUUAAGGGUUGCCGAAGUUAUGAUAGGCGCGAAAGUUAAAUUUUUUUGUGUUUCGGCAUAUUUACUUGGUUUCUCGAAUAUGGCACCAGAACUCGUCACCAGGAUCUUUGGCCUUUUCUCGUCUCGGCGGAAACCCGGCUGAAAUUUCUCAUAUGAACCCAAGGAAAAUUCGUCCCGGUAACCGGGCUCAUGUGAAUUGGCCCUUGAAACUGUAAUUUUUUAGCAUCGGUCCACUAAUUUUAUUUUAAUCUUAUUAUGAAGAGUAACCUAGUAAUAAUUAUAGUAAUAUGGUGAUAUAUCGUUCGUUCAUUUCAUUACAGAUAGCGAUGUAUUUACGGGAGAACCAACAGCUUAUAGAAAACCACAAGAGUUUGGUGAAAGUAAUUGAGCUCUUGGUGGAGUCAAAUAUUAAGUCAUCUGAAAUGCACGAAGUACUAGCGAUGAAGAUGCAUUACUUGGCAUUUUUGUUAAAAACAUGCGCGCGUUGGCACGAGGGAAUAGAAGGCAAAGACGGAAUUGAAGGCUUCUUAAAAUAGUAAGGUUUAUUAGUAUUAUUAGAUAAUAAAAAUAAUAGUGUUAGUAAUAAUAAUGAUAAUGAUUAACAAUGAUUGAAUGAGGCUGAGUCGGAUGAUUCAAAUGAUGUUUUUGAUUCUAGGUUUUAGUUUUUCGAUUUUUUCUCUGCACAUAAUGUUUUAGACUCUCUUUUACUUUGGGGAGUCUUUUAUUCUUUUAUAUAGGGAUAACCUCAAGAUAUCCCCUUUCGAGAGACAUUUUGUUAUGUAUUUUAUCUCUUGAAUAAAGUAUUGUAUCGUAUUAUUUAUUAAGAUACGAAAGCCGAUUUCAGUAAUUGUUUUAUUUUUCGUUCAAAAUAAUUCAUAUUUUGAAAACAAGCUAAAACAAUCCAUGCUAGCGCUUACCUCCUUAGAUGUUACGUUCAUCGUCGAUAGUGCAUGUUUAUCGGCAAGUUUUGGAGAUAAAGGUUGUUCAGUUCUGCAAAUAUUUUCCAAAUAGCAGAUGUCGUCCGUCGAGUUGUCUUCUUACUGUUCUCGCUGUGUUUUUAGCCAAUAGUUGGCCUGUUUCUUCUUCGUGAAACGACUGAAACGUUCCGCCAUUUUGUAUCAUUACCAAAACAAUUCAAACGUUCUGAAUCUAUUUUUUUUUUACUUUCUCUCGGCAGUCUAACCAAAGGUCGUCCCUCAGAUGGAUUUUUUCUUAAUGUAGAGGACCUCAUACGUCAGGCAAUCAGAAGUUUCGAUUAUCCUGAGUGUACAAUUUUUAAACAGUUGGUACAGACGAUAGCACCAGUAGAAAAGGUAGGUCGCUGAUAGCAAGUUAAGAACUUUACAGUGGGCCAAAACCACCGGCACGUAACCCAGUUCGGUGAUAUACGUUUCUGAUUAAGCUCAUAAACAGCCACUCGCGCAGCCCUCUAUGAAUAUACAAGGUAAAGAGAAUUGUUGUCUUCUCAUCCUUGACAUUUCUUUUCAUUUCAUUUCACUCAUUUCGUUGUUUCACAAAGUGCGGCUUUUCUGUUGGUAACCCCAAAAACCUGAACCGUAAAACCACGACUAUACACCUGUUAGUUUAUCUACCAGAUCUCCAGAAAUACAAAAUUGAAGAAACAGCAGCAUUUUUAUACCGAUCCACAGGGCGCGGGGAGAAAAAGAACAAAAUAAACUUGUAUUAAUAAUUGGAAUUUUUUGGUUGGAUUCUUAUCACCAGUUAGUAUAAAAGGUGAGACGUGGGAUUUUCAAUGGUCUAGAACGCUUAUGGUACUAAUUUUUUCCGUCCCGUUGUUUGACCUCGAAGGUUAAGGCGUUGCCGUUUCCUCCCUCGUCCCCACAGGCAUCUUUCACCCUCCCAAGAUUUCGAUUGCGAAUUGAAAUCAAGAUGGUGGCCCGGCUAUCGAUCUCUACAACCUUCCCGCACAUCAGUAUCCAUUUCGGUCGUUUCGCCCGAAAGUCGAUUCGCCCGACGGCGUUUGCCAGGACAUUAGUCGAUUCGCCCGAUGGCAUACAAGACUGUACAACAUGGUAAACAUACGUUUCGAAAUGUUAUUUUAGUUACCCUUGGAUUCCAUAUGUACAGUCACUGUCUUCCCAUGAUGUUUCCUUUUUCCUUUUUGUUUUUUUUUUUAUUUUUAAAGAACGAUAAAUACGCUUCGGGCGAAUUGACUUAAUCUGGGCGAACUGCUAUCCGGCGAACGACCUUCGGGCGAAACGACCUGAUACCGCCUUAACCGUAUCUAUGGCCGAAUAAUUAUAUAUUUUCUGUAAAAAAUUUCCCUGAUAAGAGAAAGUGUAAAGCAGUUUGUCAUAAGCUCAAGUAUGGAUUAAUAUAGGAGUUAAAUAAUAUUUUAAUCCACGGUGCUUGUUUAGCCGCGCGUUGCAGUCAUUUCUUCAGUUUUCAAGUCCAAUUUUCUGAUCAUUUGGAGCCAAGAAGUAGUGGACGAAAGAAUGAUUCUUCUUAAAUUGACUGUCACACUUAACCCACUUAAAGUUAUUGGUUUUAUUGUUUUAAUAUUUGCUUAUUCCUAUUUAACUUUUUGUGUUUGUCUUAAGGGGCGAGAUCCAACCGCACUUUCUGUUAUCACUCAGUGUAUAAACGGGCUUCGUUGGUAAGUUAAAAUUCAUCAGUAACUGCAUGGGCAAGAAAACAAGAAUGGCAUCAAUGGGUAAAAUUUUGGGUAACUCCCAUAUGAAACAGACGGGGAUGCUCGUCGUCUCGCUUAGGGGUGUAAAUUUUGGAUUUUGGUCUCGCUUAGGAAGAACUUGAGAUUUAUAACAAUGCUUUAAAAGAACUUGAGAUUUAUGACAAUGCUUUAAAAAACUACUUUUAGAUAAAAGCAUUCGAUGAUUAUGUCUUUAUAUUAUUAAAACUCAUUGCCUGUCGUAUUUGUGUGUUUUUAAGCGGUCUCUUUUAGGGGUCAAAAUUUGCUUAAGCCACGCCUAGAUUGGUCUCCUUUAGGGGUCACUAAAAGCUUGAGCCACGCCCCGAUGGUCUCCUUUAGGGGUUAAAUUCAAAAUUUCCGACGAGCAUCCCCGUCUGUUUCAUAUCGGAGUCCCCCCCGGGAAAAUAAGGUUAAAUGGUGUCACGCCAAAAUGAAAUGCUGUAAGCGAGUUUCAGCGUGAUGCACAGAACACACAAAUAAGCAAUUCAGCGAAAAGUAUUGAAGACGUCAGUAAGGACUACUGUGUAUUUCUCCACCACAAACACUGACUUCAAUACUAAGCGUAAGCAAAGUUUGACAGUUCUUUUUUUACCAGUAUAGAGCUACAAAUAUCCGACGAUCUUCCGAUUAGAAUACAAAUGUAUGCUGUGUGCCUCAUGUACGCAAGCAAAUUGCCCUUUUUUACUGGGACAUUUGCUCAUUCAGUUCCUUAAACUCGCUUUGGUCCACAAAACGUAUACACGCGUCCUUUCCCACGUCUUCCGCCAUUUUAAUUUGCGAAAGUCGCGAAGCAUUGCGUGGGAAGUCACCCAUCUGUCAACAUUUGUUAAAUUGAGGACAUAUGAUUGGCUAUCACUCAAUCCUCUGGAGAGCUCCAGAAACCAAAAAUAACUUUAGAGGGAUUACGAUUGGUAUAGGGCCUGUAUGGGAGAUUCAUUGUCUUAGCCCCUUUAUCCUCUCUUGACCCCCAUUAUGGAUUUCUUGUUUUUUACAAAGCAUAACUCUUUGCAGGUCUGCAAUGGUACCCCAAAACUUAGAUUUUAUGCAGAAAGCGUAUGGUGAUUGUUUGUUCCUUUUUAUGGCACUCGAAGCAAUAAGAAAGUUUCAUUAAUAGCGUACUCGUCGUUUCUCUUUCCAGUGCGGAUUUUAGCGAUUGUUGCUGUGUGUGCACUGAGAAAAAGGAUGUGAAGAAAUGUUCGGCCUGUAAAAUGGUAGGUGGUAGAGAUAUAUAAGCCACCCUUGAAAGAAUCUUUUGGUUUGGUUUUGUUUCAUUUUAGCUGCGUGUUUCUGGUUGUUUCUAUGAAACAGUACUUGGCAAGCCCUUUGGCGGGAGUCCCAUGUCAGAGGCUAGCUGGACCGCCUAGUCAGUGAAUAACCAGCUUGUGUCUUUUCAGGUUGGUUAUUGUAGCGUCAGUUGUCAAAAGCUCCACUGGCAAACACACAAGAAGUUUUGCAAGAAGUUGGCGAAAGAUUACGAGAAGCAACUUGUCGCUAAGCUUGAGGCUGAAAAACUUCAAGAAAUGGAUAAAACUGAAAAAGAUAAAGCGGUUGAGGUUAUUGGUGAAAAUAAAUGCGUGUUAAAUGGAAAAGACGACCAGUCUAUGAACUGUCAAAAGACAGCAACUAAAGAUGAAGAUACAACGACAGCUCAACUUCACGAUGAUAACAGAGAGAUCAAGCAUGAGCCCACGGGCACAUAA